AUGCCUUCACAGACUUCUAAUCUUUACUUCCUCACCCUGGCCCUCGCCGCCACAACCUCAGCCAUCGCUAUUCCGGCUAAGAUGACUCCCACAUCAACCAUCGGCUCAGUCAUAACAAGCCCCUCUCCCAUACCAACUGAAGUUACAAACUGGAAAUGGGUCAUCGGCUUGUCUGACUACGUCGAGUCGACAAUCAAGGAGGAGGAAGACAGUUCCGACAUCAAAGAGGACGAGAACGCCUCUGUUACAGUACCCACCGUCCCCGAGACUUUCAGCACGGUGACUCCUUCAGCUCCCAGCAGUGCCGCCAUCGUCACCCCCACACUCACCCUCACCCCCGAGACCUCAGCCAAGGCCGUCCCAACAGAGGAUGCUAUGGCCUGGAACUGGGCCCUCCCCGCCCUCCAGCUAAUCGAGGCCCGCGAGCUCGGAGACUCCACCACCUUUGCCAACCGCCGUACAGGUUCUGGAACCGACAAGGUGGACAAGUCCUACGUCGUAGAGGAUAAGAAGAAUGAGCAAGAUCCCAAGCCCCGUCUCGAUGAGGUCGCAAAGGAGAUCAUCGGACAAUUCAAACCCCCUUCCCUGCCGCUGCAGACCGACGGCCCCAACAAAGUCGAACCCUCCAAGAAGAAGGCCGAGUCCACCAUCCUCACCGAGACCCGUCUCUUCAAGACCGUGGCAACCCCGGCUAUCAAGGCUCGGGCUCCCAGCAGCAUGACCAUGGAGAUUGAGCCUACGCCUACCAAAAAGGCCAAAGCCGACUUCACGAUUCAGACGGAUAUGAGGCUGCAUCCAACCGUUACAGCUCCGACAGCAACGGCUCAGGAAUCUAAAGCCACAGCCAUGAUGGAGGGUUAA
Messenger RNA from Colletotrichum godetiae, 861 nucleotides. RefSeq lists its product as uncharacterized. The record is from RefSeq and is a predicted model, not a curated record. The coding region runs from base 1 to 861 and encodes 286 amino acids. The transcript has a single exon. NCBI's taxonomy places the organism in Eukaryota, Fungi, Ascomycota, Sordariomycetes, Glomerellales, Glomerellaceae.